GGACCUCCCUCUCCCAACCCGUGGGUGUGUGUCAGCUGACUGGGCUGGUGUCAUGUGAUUUCUGUCCUGAAUCAGAGCGGAGCGGAGCGGCAGGCUGGCUGAAACAAUGGCUCGGUUUGGAGCUCUCCUCUGUUUUCUCUCUGUUCUCAUCCCUCAAGGGCUUCCCUCUCCGCUGGCGGGUAAAGAAGUCUGGGACUACGUGGAAGUGAGACCCGGGGCCCACAUGUUCUGGUGGCUUUAUUAUGCUGACAGUCCGUCAGCUCAGUAUCAGGACCUGCCGCUGGUCAUGUGGCUGCAGGGUGGACCAGGAGGAUCAGGGAGUGGCUUUGGUAACUUUGAAGAAAUUGGCCCACUGAACAGAGACCUGGAGCCCAGGAAGACGAGCUGGGUGCAGGCAGCCAGUGUGUUGUUUGUGGAUAACCCAGUGGGCACCGGAUUUAGCUACGCUGAACGGCCUGACGGCUUUGCCACCAACGUUUCCACUGUGGCCUCAGACAUGCUGGUGCUGCUCAAACAUUUCUUCACACAGAUACCGGAGUUCCAGAGCAAGCCCUUCUACAUCUUCUCUGAGUCAUAUGGGGGAAAGAUGGCUGCUGCCAUCUCACUGGAACUCAGCAAGGCUGUAGCCCAAGGCUCAGUGAAAUGCAACUUUGCAGGUGUGGCACUAGGAGACUCGUGGAUUUCCCCUUUGGACUCUGUGAUGACAUGGGGUCCAUACCUUUAUACCACUUCCCUGCUGGACAACAACGGCCUGGCUGAUGUCAACAGUGCAGCGGAGAAGGUGAAGCAAGCUGUGGAGCAGCAGCAGUUUCUGAAAGCCACUGAGCUGUGGUCGGUCACUGAGACGGUAGUGGAGCAGAACACCAAUGGGGUGAACUUCUACAACAUUCUAACCCAGCAACCAGAUGAGAAGGUCACUACUGCUGCAGGAGAAAACUUCAUCUCUCUGCAAACCCACCGCCACAUUCGCCCUCUGCACAAGCAAUCACUGAACGAGCUGAUGAACGGAGCAAUAAGGAAGAAACUGGCCAUCAUCCCUCAGAAUGUCACUUGGGGAGGUCAAGCAGAAGACGUGUUCAGCAACAUGGCUGGUGAUUUUAUGAGGCCAGUGGUGGAUAUAGUGGACCAGUUGUUGACAGCUGGAGUCAAUGUGACGGUUUACAAUGGCCAGCUGGAUCUCAUAGUGGACACCAUCGGUCAGGAGCUUUGGGUGAAACGGCUAAAGUGGGAGGGACUUCCUGGUUUCAGCCAGCUGAGGUGGACCCCCCUGGAUGACCCAGCCUCCCCAGGAACCACUGGAGCCUUUUUCAAGACUUACAAGAACUUUGCAUUCUACUGGAUCCUCAAAGCUGGUCACAUGAUUCCUUCAGACCAGGGAGCCAUGGCCUUGCAGAUGCUGAAGAUGAUCACGCAGCAGGACUGAAUGAAGGUUGUGCCAGCUGGGACGGCUCUGACAAUCACAGAAAUUCUUCUUUUUUUUUUUUUACUUGCUUUCCAAAAUUGACUUUGAUAUCAGGUGCACUUGACUUAAAGUUCUGUCAAUUCCAGUCACUAAAUACAACUUUCUUUUAUAAAUA
Messenger RNA from Xiphophorus couchianus (Monterrey platyfish), 1577 nucleotides. It is a transcript of the gene scpep1, whose product is annotated as serine carboxypeptidase 1. The record is from RefSeq and is a predicted model, not a curated record. Gene Ontology annotation, molecular function: serine-type carboxypeptidase activity. The coding region runs from base 107 to 1423 and encodes 438 amino acids. Gene Ontology annotation, biological process: proteolysis. The transcript has 13 exons. Lineage: Eukaryota; Metazoa; Chordata; Actinopteri; Cyprinodontiformes; Poeciliidae.